AUGGACGUCUCGUGGGAAACACACAACCUGGCAUCACGCGCCUCACAGCUACCCAACGAGCUUGCUGAAGCGUUACGAAAGGGCGACGGCGCAUACUUUCUCGCCCAACUGAGCAGAGCCGCUCUCGACAGACGAUACACCGAUUUUCUUUUGAUUCACGCCGAUUCACUCAUCCCGCACUGUUGCGCCGAGUUCCAAUCCUCCCCCGACUACGUCUCUGUCGUCGCCGCAUACGCUCGUCUCGUCUCGCUCGCUCCUCACAUUUCCGAAUACGCCGAGCGCUACCUUAGUUCGCAUAAUGUCGAUAGCAUCUCCGACUCCAAUCUAUUCACAACCGAAUACUUCUUUGCCCUGAUCCGUUUGUUGCGAUUCGAUCGCCAGACCUUUGCAAAAUUUGUGCCUUUCUCACGGAUACACCAAUUACUCGACCACAAUGCUCGUGCUCUGCGUUAUCUUGCUGUCCGUGUGCUAUGUCUGUAUCUGAGCGCCGCAGAUGCUGCUCUACAGGACAUGACCAACAAGUACCUCGCAAACGAUGCUGGAUCCCAGGACUUGAUCGCUCCGUUAGGCUCAUGGGAGGACAAGGAGAUCGAUUACCGCCUUCUCACUCUGUGGGAGGAGCGACGCCAAAAGAAUCUGGAGAAAGAGAGGGAAGCUUUACAACAAGAACGUGCUGCCUACUUGGAUGCUGGAACCGCUCCUAGACAGGCCGUCGUCUUCCCAGCCAAUCUUUUCCACCCUUCGACAGCAUGCAUCUCUGGUGUCUUGCUGCCUCGCGGUGCUGCCCCUACAGACGCGUCGACAAAUUCAAUAGUCGACACUCCCACCACAGCCGCAAAUCUGCGCGAGCUGGCCACCUCGCUGAAGGUACCUAACCCGGUACUGUUGACAGGUCUUGCUGGCUCUGGAAAGACACUACUGGUCCGCCAUGCUGCACGUCAGCUCAACAAGCUGAAGUCGAUGGUCACACUACACUUGAACGAGCAGAGCGAUGCGAAGCUGCUCAUCGGAAUGUACACAACCGGCAAGAACCCUGGAUCUUUUGUCUGGCAGGCUGGUGUCUUGACGACUGCCGUACUCGAGGGUCGCUGGGUGUUCAUUGAGGACCUGGACCGCGCCCCGAACGAUAUCAUCAGCACCUUGCUACCCUUGAUCGAGAGAAACGAACUUGUGAUUCCUAGCAGAGGGCAAACGAUACACGCAGCCCGAGGCUUCCGCAUUAUCGCUACCAUGCGCACGUCUCUGUCGAACAGUGGCCACGAGACCAAGCCUGCCUACAACUUGCUAGGUGCUCGCCACUGGAGGUCAGUACACGUGAGUAUGCUGCCAUCAGAGGAGUUGAAGCAAGUAGUCGUUGGACUCUUUCCAUCACUGCACGAGUUCGCCUCACAAUUCGUUACAGUCUUUCAGAAUCUGCAACUACUCAAGCAACAAGCACAUCUUGCAAGUCGUAGCAGGACCGGUCUGAUGCGUGAGGUCAAUCCCAGAGAUCUGCUCAAAUGGUGUGCCAGAGUUGCGCUUAUGCUUGGAGACAGGCCUAACAUGACUGCUGGUGAGCUUGAUCAGAUCUUCCUAGAUGCUGUUGACUGUUUUGCCGGUGCUUUGCCUGAGGGUACAGCUUACACUGCUUUGACUUCCUGCAUCGCUGAGAACCUGCAAAUCGAUCCUCAACGCUGCCAACAUUUGCUAGGAGAGAGGACUAUCAUUCACAAGGAGGAACCCUCACGAGUCACAAUCGGUCGAUCAGUCUUUUCUCGUCAACAACGGAAGAGUCUCGCUGGUCCUACUGGCAAACGCGCCUUCUCAACGAACGCACACACUCUCCGUCUACUUGAUCGCGUUGCUGUAGCUGUUUCCCAGAAGGAGCCUCUUCUCUUGGUUGGUGAGACAGGUACUGGUAAGACUACCAGCAUUCAGCAUCUUGCAGACCAACUCGGCAAGAAGCUUGUUCCUUUCAACUUGUCGCAACAGAGCGAGAGUGGUGACCUGCUUGGUGGCUUCAAGCCCGUCAAUGCUCGAUCCAUCAUCGUACCCUUGAAAGAGGAAUUCGAUGAUCUGUUUUCUGCUAGUUUCUCAUACAAGCGAAAUGCCCAGUUCAUCGAUAUGCUCAACAAGUGUAUGGGUAAGCAGCAAUGGGUUCGUGUAUGCAAACUCUGGAAUACAGCUCUCGGUAUGGUAGAACAACAAAGAGUCGCUGCACUGCAAGCUGGAACCAGAUCUCCCUCAAGAAACGCUGAGAACCCUGCCAAGAAGCGCAAGGUUGAGCCAGCCAUGACUGCUGUUCUUAGCGGAAGAUGGGACAAAUUUGCUUUGGAAGUCAAGAGCCUGGAAAACCGUCUCUCUGCUGGCCAGGAGGCGUUCGCUUUUGCCUUUGUCGAGGGAAAUAUCGUAAAGGCAGUCCGGAAUGGUGAUUGGGUACUUCUUGAUGAGAUCAACCUUGCUUCGCCGGAUACGUUAGAGGCACUGGCCGAUUUGUUCGAUGUCAGCUCUCCGUCUCUUAUGCUGAGUGAGGCUGGCAGUGUCGAGGUCAUCAAAGCUCAUCCUCAAUUCAGAGUCUUUGCUGCUAUGAAUCCUGCCACUGAUGUAGGUAAAAAGGACUUGCCUCUCGGCAUCCGUUCGAGAUUCACCGAACUCUACGUCGAGAGCCCUGAUCGUGACUAUCAAAGUCUGCGAAAUAUCGUUCAAGCCUACCUUGGUCAAGAAGCAGUUUUGGACAGAUCCAUCGCUUCGGACGUGGCCAAGCUACAUCAAGCGACGCAGAAACUGAAUGAAGAGAACUUGCUGGUCGACGGUGCUGGCCAGAAGCCGCAUUUCAGUUUGAGGACACUUACACGUGCUUUGAUCUACGCGAAGGAUGUCUCACCGCUGUGCUCGAUCCGCAGAGCUGUUGCGGAGGGUAUCCAGAUGAGUUUCUUGACCUUACUCGACAAGGAAUCUGAAGCUCGUCUGUUGCCGCUGAUUCACCAGCACAUGUUUGGCAAGCUUGCAAACGCUGCAGCCGAGCUCAAGAAGCCCUUCCGUGAACCUCAAGAUGGACACACCUAUGUCAAGGAUGGAGCUUACUGGCUCAGACAAGGCAACUUCGCAGUUCACGACCAGCCACACUACAUCAUUACUCCUUUCAUCCGCCGCAACCUCGAUAACCUGAUUCGUGCCUCCUUCACCCGCCGCUUCCCUGUCUUGAUUCAAGGCCCUACCUCUGCCGGAAAGACCAGUAUGAUUGAGUACCUCGCCAACAAAUCUGGAAACAAGUUUGUCAGAAUCAACAAUCACGAGCACACUGACUUGCAAGAGUACUUGGGCACAUACGUGUCUGGCUCCGACGGUCGUUUGCAGUUUCAGGAAGGUGUCUUGGUCAAGGCUCUGAGAGAAGGUCACUGGAUUGUGCUCGACGAAUUGAACUUGGCACCCACUGAUGUUCUCGAAGCGCUGAACAGACUUCUCGAUGACAACAGAGAGCUGCUCAUUCCGGAGACCCAGGAAACCGUGCGCCCGCAUGAGAAUUUCAUGCUUUUCGCCACCCAAAAUCCUGCUGGUCUGUAUGGCGGCCGUAAGGUUCUUUCCCGUGCUUUCCGCAACCGUUUUCUUGAACUUCACUUCGACGAUAUUCCGGUCGAGGAGCUCCAUACGAUUCUUCAACGCCGCACACAAAUUCCAGAUACAUGGUGCAAGCGCAUAGUCAGUGUGUACAGAGAACUCUCGGUCUUGCGUCAGGAGAAUCGCUUGUUCGAGCAGAAGUCUUUUGCAACGCUUCGUGACUUGUUCAGAUGGGCCUUGAGAAAGGCUGACACCAUCGAAGAGCUUGCUGUUAAUGGUUUCCUACUUCUUGCCGAGAGGGUUCGCAAGCCUGAGGAGCGUGAGGCUGUCAAAAAGGUUAUCGAGAAGGUUCUGGGCCAGAAAGGUCCCAAGGUCUCGAUCGACACCACUGCCCUAUAUGGCGUCCAAUCUCCUCUGCUGCAGUCGUACCUCACUCAGGCUGGCUCGAAGGGUGUCGUCUGGACAAACGCUAUGCGCAGACUAUACGUCCUGGUCGCGACUGCUCUUCAGAACAAUGAGCCAGUCUUGCUGGUUGGUGAGACUGGUUGCGGUAAAACAACGGUCGUUCAAAUGCUCGCCGAUGCCAUCCAGAAGGAACUGCAUAUCGUCAAUGCACACCAGAAUACCGAGACAGGUGAUCUGAUCGGUGCUCAGAGACCUCUCAGAAACAGAGCGGCCAUGGAGCAGCAGGUCCGUGAGAUGCUUGUGUCGCUCCCUCAUGACGAAAUUCAAGAAGCUGCACCUACAUCUAGCCUGGAUGAGCUGCUUGUCACUUACGAUCAAGUCAAGGCCAAUGCUGACUUGAGUGAUCCUUACACGGCGCAGAUCUACCAAGCCAUCGACGCGAAUCGUCCACGUCUGAAGGCUUUGUUCGAGUGGGCCGAUGGUUCCCUUGUUCAUGCGAUGAAGACUGGCCAAUACUUCUUGCUUGACGAGAUCUCACUCGCAGACGAUUCGGUCCUCGAGCGCUUGAACAGUGUGCUCGAACCCUCGAGAGAGAUGCUUCUUGCUGAAAAGGGAUCGCUUGACUCUUUUGUCAAGGCACAGCCUGGUUUCCAGUUCUUUGCUACCAUGAAUCCUGGUGGCGACUACGGUAAGAGAGAACUGUCACCUGCUCUGCGUAAUCGUUUCACUGAGAUCUGGGUCCCCGCGUUGUCUGAUAUCGAGGACGUCCUGCAAAUCAUUCGUUCUAAGCUCAAGGACCACGCAGCACCUUAUGCAAAUGUGCUUGUUGAGUUUGCUCAGUGGUUCAACCAGCGAUACAAUACCUCGGCUGCAUCUUCAAUCUCCAUUCGUGACACUCUUGCUUGGGUGGAGUUUGUCAACCGCCAGCCUCAUCGCGAUCCUGUCUUCUCCAUCAUUCAUGGUGCUGCUAUGGUCUACAUUGACACCCUCGGAGCCAAUCCUGCUGCACUGCUCGCGAUCAACCCAGGCACUGUAAACUACGAAAGAAUGCAGUGUCUUGAUGAGUUGAGUAAACUCAUCAAGGCCGACGCAUCUGCAGUAUACAACACGCCAAUCCACGUCGAGGUCACGGACGAGGCUCUGGAACUCGGUGCUUUCUCUAUUCCGGUCAUCACUAAGGGCAACGAGCCUGGAUUUACCUUCCUGGCCCCGACUACCAGGUCCAACGCCAUGCGUGUCAUCCGUGCUCUUCAACUCACUAAGCCCGUUCUUCUCGAAGGCAAUCCCGGUGUUGGAAAGACCACUCUGGUCACUGCUCUGUCACAAGCAAUUGGCAUGCCUUUGACGCGUAUCAACUUGUCAGAGCAGACCGACUUGAUGGAUCUCUUCGGUUCCGAUGUUCCUGUUGAAGGAGCCGAAGCUGGCACAUUCGCCUGGCGUGACGCACCGUUCCUCCGAGCCAUGAAGAAUGGCGAGUGGGUGUUGCUCGAUGAGAUGAACCUUGCCUCUCAGUCUGUGCUGGAAGGUUUGAACGCUUGUCUCGAUCACAGAGGUGAGGUUUACAUCUCUGAAUUAGACCAAACCUUCCGUCGCCAUUCAGACUUCAGGCUGUUCGCCGCACAGAACCCUCAUCAUCAAGGCGGCGGUCGUAAAGGUCUGCCAGCCUCUUUCGUCAACCGCUUCACUGUUGUCUACGCAGAUGUCUUCAGCCCUGCUGAUCUUGUACUUAUCUGUCAGAAGUCGUUCUCCAGCUACGACGCAGACAAGAUCGCUCCCAUUGUCUCCUUCAUUGACCAGUUGGACAUUGAGACUCAGCGCCGAAAGAUUGGUUCGCUUGGUGGACCUUGGGAGUUCAACUUGCGUGAUACAUUGCGUUGGCUGAACUUGAUCACGGCCGAGCAAGGUCUGCUGAAAGGAGGUGAGGUGGACGACUUCUUCUCCACCAUCAUCUCACAGCGUUUCCGUACUCCUAUGGAUAGAGCACUUGUGACACAACUUUUCCAAAGCGUUCUACCUGACGCUCCUGUCACUCACAGCAUGUUCCAUAACAUUGGGCCUAAGCAUUUCCAAGUUGGCUUGGGAAUGUUGCAGAGAAACGCUCACCUCGCAAGGGUUGGUGCUGAUCACCAAUACUUUGACUUCAAGCCUCAUCUUCGAGUUUUGGAGUCUGUCAUGGUUGCUGUUCAGAAGAGAUGGCCAGUCCUGCUUGUCGGACCCUCUGGUUCAGGCAAGACUGCUAUUCUGGAGAAGCUUGCAGCAGUUCUUGGUGUCGACAUGACCACCUUUUCCAUGAACGCCGACGUUGACUCCAUGGACCUGGUCGGUGGCUACGAACAGUCAGAGCCUCAGCGUGCCAUCCACAACUUCCUGGAGAAACUUCGCACGUUCGCAGCCCUGCAGACUCGUCUCCGACAAUUGGCAUCCAAGGCAGACACGAGUCUCGUUACUACAGGCCGUAAUGAAGUCACUCUUGAGGUCGCUCAUCUGCUCCAGAACUUCAUCACAGUCGCUCAAUCAUCUGGUACUGUCUCGUCAAACACUUUUAUGAUUGAUGUUCCUGAGGCAGAGUCUCUGCUCGAGCAAGUCAACGUCCUGAUUUCUAAGCCUACGGCCAUCAGUCGAGCUCAAUUUGAGUGGAUGGAUGGUAUGCUUGUACAAGCAUUGGAGCGUGGAGAGUGGCUGGUGCUGGACAAUGCCAAUCUUUGCAGUCCUGCCGUCUUAGACAGACUGAACUCUUUGCUCGAGCCUAACGGCACGCUCAUCAUCAACGAGAACACUGACGCUUCCGGACAAGCUCGCGUCAUUGUACCUCAUCCCAACUUCAGAAUCUUCUUCACCAUGGACCCCAGAUAUGGUGAGCUGUCUAGAGCGUUGCGCAACAGAGCUGUCGAAUUGUUUCUCCUGUCACCCACUGCAAGCUCUGAGCACUCUUCAAGCUUGGAAUUCUCAUCCGAGUCCAGUCUUCACAGAUUCCGCAACACAGAGGUUCUCGAAAAUAUCGAUCUCGAGAGUGCCUUGACACCGCACAUUGCACAAACCGUCAUGGAGAGUCUGUCGUAUCAAGACAGUCCCAUAAUGUCUCAUUUCAUGGCUGGCCUGGAAGCUGGGCUCUACCAGACUCCGAGCAAAGUACUCGAAAGCAGCAAGAGUGUUCAGUUCAAGUUCAAGACUCUGCACUCUUCUCAAGAUGUCAAUCAAAUCGUGCCUGAUGUUGCCGAUUCUGCUAUCCAGCCUUUCCAUCCACUCAACAAUGUCGCACUUGCCCGUUGUAACCUUGUGCCGACUGAAUGGGCUGCUGCUCUUUACGAGCUGGAGUGGGAUAUCCAUUCCAUGCAAAUCGCGCUUGACGGCGCCAGAAAUCGCGACGUGCCCAAGCGUGAGCAAACAAGGCUCCAGCGAUCUGCCCUUGGACAGGGCCCAAAGCAAAAGCACUUCACCAGCAAUGUAUUUGGCCUUCUUACUGGUGCAGUGGAUGUGUGGUCGAGAUUCCUUGAUACCGCCGUCUCUGCAAAGCAGCAGGGUCAGCUUGUCGAACAGUAUCCUGUGGACACUUUCAAGCCAUGGAGAAGAUACUGGUGGGAGUUCUUCAACUUGGUGGAUUCUGUCGAGGUUGAGGAGGCGGUGUUCAAGGCAUACAUUGAGAUUGGUAUCCGUCUUGAACAAAGCCAUGGCAUAGAAUUUGCCGCUCGCUUUGCUCCAGGAGGUGCUCAAAACGCUGAACGAUUUAGCUCAUACUUUGUUCUGCCUUUGGACCGAGCAUUCUCUCCAGACAACAAGGGUGCGUCUAUGACUGCUCUGUGGACAGUCAUGAGACCCAAGACUGCACGUACUUUCCAGCAGUUGCAGGACAUCAUCGGACUCGAAGCCAUGGCAGACAAAUUCGACAUCUUCGCAAGAAGACUUGACGCUCCUCUUGACCAGCUCCUACAGCUGCAGCAAGCGUUCGGCAAAGCUCUAGCUCUCGUCUUGGAUGGCUCUGAAGAGGCACCUGCUCUCAUUGCUAGUCUCAAGGAGGCUAUGUCUGCUUUCAGCACUGAGGAGACCGCGAUCGCACAUGUUCUGCCUCACUUCAAGCAGCAAUUCGAAGGUAUUGCUCAAACCUUCGAUCUUCUGUACGGCAAAGACAUGUCUCAAUACCCUCAGUCAGGAAUCUUUGGUGCAUUUGCUGGCAAGAAGCUGAGCGAACAGUUACAGAAACAGUUGCAGCGCGUCAAAUUCCUUGCUUACAGACCUACCAAGUCUAUCUCUACCCAGCAAGGUGACAUUUUUGAGCCGAUCGGUAAACAUGUGGGGUACUAUAGCGACGACCAGAAACCUUUGGCCCUCGAGACCAACCUUCAUCAGCAUGUUCUUGCUGGUCUCGACCACAUCGAUGAAGUGCCUUUGAGCAAAUUGGACUUGCUCAGAACAGAAGCUCAAAUCAUGGCCCAGGUCAUCACAAGCAAUACUCAUGAUCUGGAAGCCAACUACAUUCACGUCUUGGACGGACAUCUUACUGUUCUGGCAGAUGUACUCUUGCGUUCCUUGCGUGAGGUAUCCCGUGCAAAGGAUAUCAGACAAGCUGACUGGCAACCCUGGAUCGAUUGGGCUUCCGAAGCCUUCAGCUCGGGCAAGAUCACCGCUGCUCCAUCCAUGGCUUCAGCACAGGAUGCUGCUAGUAUCUGCAAGCUUUACCUUGAUCCUCUGGUUGUCUACCUUGUCGAUGCUUCUGCAGCACGCUCGACAGACCCAGCUAUCUCUGCCAGAGCUUGGUUGAGAUUUGCUCUUGGAUGCAUGUCGCUGUACGUCACCAGCAAGCCUUCCGACCCUGCGCUACGCCCCAUGCUUGACAGACAGAUUUUCCGUAAGACGUUCGCCGACUUGCAAACCAAGCUCGCGGCCUUGCAACGUUUUGCUGAUGCAACUGGUCUUUACUCUUCGUUACGCACUGCUCUGGUCCACCAAGAUAUCACUGAUCUUGGUCAGGAGCCCAGCGUCCAAGACAUUGCCAGACCAACCGUGUCGGAAAUCACUAAGCUGCAAGGUGAACUCAAUGCUUUGCAAAGAGCCUUGGCUCCUCUGUACAAUGCUUCCGAGGAUAUGCUUGUAGGCUUCGCCAAGGAUGCUGUCUUGCGUCAAAACGUCAGACAAGUCAAGGCCCGUCUCAGCGAUGGUUACCGUGCCUACGCCGAUAUCACUGGACCUGUCAUGGGCUUCUUGCACUGUCUCGAAGUUGGUUUCGCGCUUGCAAACCUCGUUCUUGAAGAUGAUGUCAAGAUGGACAACACAGUCGACAUCAAGCACUUCUCGCCUCUCACUGGAGCACUGCCCAACUACGUUCAGAAGGCCACUGCCAUCACUGCUGUUAUGCAGUCACCUCAUCACAACAAUGUCAGGAUGCAUGCCUUGAACUCUUUUGCUACCAUGAGUCACAUCAUGCCUGAGACUUCCCUCUCAUCCUGGGACGCUGUCUUUGACAUCUUUGACUCCAUGUACCAGCAGUGGCAUACUGAGCUGCAGAACAACCAGCAGCAAAAUGCUGCCGACCACAGUUUGUACACCCACCGCGGUGAUGAAGAAGCAGAAGAGGAAGCAGACCAAGCUGAACUCGAAGAGCUCUUCCCCGAGUAUGAUAACGUGGAUGGUACCGACACUAAGAGCAAGUCGGGCGCACCCCAGAAGAUGCAGGCUCUAGCCCCAGGUCUUGCUACUGUGAUGGCCGAGAUCUUCAAAAAGGACGACACCAGCGAGGACGACCUGCUCGCACUUGUCAAGAAGUCAGCAUCUCUGCUCGGCAAAGAGUCUUACGAACAGACUAUCGAGAGCAUCGACGGUUCAAGCGGUGUUCUUACUCCUCUGCUUGUCCUUAUUUUGCAUGAGAAAACCCAGAUGCUCAAUGGUUCUGGGUUCAAGAAGAACCUGUACAAUAUCUACACAGAAUCCAACCUCGCUGAAGCUGACAAGCUCAUCGUCUUGAUCAGAAAGGUGCAAGCUAGAUUCAUAGAGAUUCAGCUAGUGUGGCCUGAACACGCUACCCUUGCUGAUGUCCUGCGCGUUUGCGAUGAGCUUCUGGAAUUUGCCCAUACUGAUCCUAUCGCCAAGAUCAUGCUCAAGGUCGAGAAGCUACAUUCUCACAUUCACGAGUGGCAGGUUGUUGCCAGCAGAGAGUACAGUGCAGCUGCGCUCUUCGACAGCAUCACCGCCCUGAUCGUCAGUUGGAGACAACUCGAAUUGUCCACUUGGUCAAGAUUGCUUGACAUGGAAGUCAUUAAAUGUAACGAGGAUGCGAAGAGUUGGUUCUACAUCGCUUACGAGAACAUCGUCGUUGUACCAUUGACUAUUGGUGAGACUGAGACUGAGAUGAAGAACCACGUUACCGAGCUCAUCAAGACACUGUAUGGCUUCUUCACUACAACCGGUUUCGGUCAGUUUAGCGCUCGCUUGAGGAUGCUGGCCAACUUCCGUGAGUACAUCAAGACUCGCGCAGCAAUCUUCCCUCCUUUGAGCAUUCUGCACACUGCUCUGGCGAAUUUCAUCGCCUAUAUGGCACGCUACGAGCCUCUGGUUCAACAAGCUCUAGAUGCUGGCAGACAAAAGCUCGAGAAAGACGUGAAGAAUCUCAUCCAACUUGCUAGCUGGAAAGACACGAAUAUCAAUGCGUUGAGACAGAGCGCCAAGGCCUCUCAUACGAAGCUCUACAGAGUCGUUCGCAAGUUCAGGGAUCUGCUCUCCCAACCCGCUCAAAGCAUUGUCUCGGCUGGACUGCCUGAUGUCGUGUUCUCAGAGACACCCACCGCCGCUGGCUUCCGCAAGACUGAGGUUCCUGUCGAUCCCAAGGCAUCAGCUAUCUGUACUGAAGUGGUGCCAAAGUGGAAUGAACGACCUGCUCGUUUCAAGAACACUGCUACCACUUUGACGGUCAUGCAAUCCAAGGGCGCUAUCAAACCUGAGCACAUUGAUUGUGCUUCUGAGAUCAACACGUGGCUAUCUGACACCGAAUCGAUCGCUGCACAGCUUCGCAAAGCCACACCGACAACUUUGACAGAGGAGAACACGGAGACUGUCAAGCACCUCAAGAACCGCAAGCGUAAGCUCUUCGCCGAUGUGCUCAAGGAACUCAGAAACAUGGGCUUCAAGAGCAAUAUGACAAGUGAUGUGCUGGCCAGACAAGACUCUUUGCAAGCUGUAUUGGCUGCUAUCCCUGUCAUGGACGAGGAUCUGGCGGAGAGUUAUCUGCAUCGUCUGCUAUACCUCAUGCCCUUAGUCAGAGAGGCUGCUAGAGAACAUAAUGACGAUCUCACUGGUGCUGAAAUUGCGAGAUCUGUUGCCCUUUGCGAAAGUAUGCUGCAGGUCCUUAUUCAACAGAGAACUGUCCUUGGAUCUGUCGUUGAAGGUCAAAAGACCUUGGAGACCCUGCUCAUCCAAGCUCAGAACCUUUGGGGUAAUGGCAAGCUUGAGUUUAGUGCUAAGAAGAAGCAGAGCUAUGAUGUUGUCACUGCUAUUGCUUGCUUGCCUGUCAUCAUCAAGUCUGCUGCACGCAUUGUUGCUUCCCAGGCUGAGCUCGGUACGCUUGGCUGCAGCGAUGUUAUCAAGACUUUGAAUCAAUGGGCCGUGAAGUUCGAAAGCUUCAAGACACAGUGGCAGAAUCUUGCUGUUCUUCCUGCUGGUAUUACCAGCGAUCACCAUACCAAGGUCAUUACGGACAGCGAGAUUGCUAUGGGAGAACUGCAUAACGAACUCACUGUUUGCAUUGAACAGCAUCCUUAUCUCGGAGCUGCUCUCAGACAGCUUCAGCUCUGGGCAGAAGCCAGCGACAGCACUUCCAAGUCAAAGAAGAUCUCACGCAAGACUUCUAUCAAAAUUCAUGAGUUUGGACAAGCAGCCUGCGACUUGGUCGACUCUAUCCUGGGUUCCGUCCAGGAUAUUGAGAAGCCGCUCAGCCAGCUUCCCGUGUCAGCGGAAGAUCCCAACUGGGUCCUUCAUGAGAGCCAGAAUCUGUCUCUUGCAGCCAAGACUCUUCGUCUUCCUCACGUCACUACUCGUAUGCAAGAGCUUAUCCUGCAAGUAUCUCAGCUUGAUACCAAUCUCGAUGUUGCAGCUGCGGUUGUUCACUCUUUCGUUCCAUUCAUUGCUCAGUACAACAACCUUGCUGUCUAUCUGUCUUCUCGUCUUGAGAAUCUUCACGCAGCUCUUGGCCAAAUGUCCUUCCGUCUUGCAAAGAUCUUCGUUCAACUCUCCAAGGAGGGCUUCUGCACUCCUCCUGAGAAGUCAAAUGAUCAGAACAAGGGCGAUGAUAAACUCGAAGGCGGCACUGGUCUGGGUUCUGGAGAAGGCGCUGAGGAUAUCUCGAAAGAUAUCGAAGAUGACGAGGACCUUGGCGAACUUGCACAAGAAAAGGACGACCGUGACGACAAGGAUGAGAUCGAAGACGAGAAAGAUGCUGUCGAUAUGGGCGAUCAAGAAAUGGAAGGUCAAAUGGGCGACGCAGAAGAAAAGGACGACGAAGAAGGAAGUGACAAGGAAGACGAAGGUGAAGACGAGAUGGAAGAUGAAGUUGGUGAUGUCGAUGAUCUUGGCCCAUCCACCGUCGACGAAAAGAUGUGGGAUGAUGGUGGUAAAGACGAGGACAACAAGGACAAGGAAGGUGAAAACAAUGCCGGCACUGAAGAUCAGAAUGAGAUGACUGCUGCCGACGGUGAAGAGAAGGAUGAAAAGGAGAAGAAAGAGAAUGAUGAUGAUGCUGAGGAAGAGGAGGAUGAAGGCGAGCAGCAGGGUGCUGAUGAGACUGAGAAUGGUCCUCCUGACGAAAGCGAGAAAACCGAUCCUCACCUGGAGGAGCAGGAUAAUCUUGACCUACCUGACGAUAUCGACAUGGACGGCAAGUCUGAAGAUGGCGAUGAGUCGGGUAUGGAAGACAUGGGUGACCUUGAUCCCAUGGACCAGGACCUGCCUGAACCGGAAGGCGAACAAGAAGGCGAGAUCGACGACCCAAGCAAGGAGGAAGAUGUCUCACCUGAAGACGAAAUUCCCGCCGACCUCGAUGCUCAACAGGAGGAAGCCGACGAGAACGCUGACGAGGAUGGUCAAGACAAGACCAACGAAGCCGGUGAAGAUGCUGAGAAGCCUGAAGAGGAAGAAGAAGCCCAAGAGGAUCAAGACAUGCUCCAAGACAACCGCAAGGAUGACACUAACGCUGCCGAUGAGAUUGCGCCCAGCGAAGCCCAAGGUGCCGGUCUCGAUGACCAGGAACCUCAAGACGACAACAAAGACAACGACGCAGGUGCCGCCCAACGGGAGUCUGGCGAGCAAGGUGCCCAGCAAGAACAGCAACAGCAAGCAGGAGCCGAAGGCGAGCGAGGCGUCGCCGAAAACUCUGCCGCCGCCGCCAACGAGGAAAAGACCGAGGACAAGCAAGAGUCUCUUCCGUACAAGAAAAUUGGCGAUGCACUCGAGAAAUGGUACAAGCAGCAGAAGCAGAUCCAAGAUGCUCAAGCCGACCAGGGGGAACGCAAAGAACAACCUCCGGCCGAUGUCGACAUGAACGAUGCUGAGUUUGAGCAUUUGCAGAAUGAAGCCGAGGAAUCUGAUGCUCAGGCUCUUGGUGCCGCUAACGAGGAUCAAGCCAAGGCUAUUGAUGAAGAGGCUGGCGUCUCGACCAAUGACAAGGAACAGAGAGAGGACUUCAUGCCUGAAGAUGAAGAGGAAGGUGAAGCCUACCGUCCAGACGAGGAUGUGGAUAUGGGCGACCGCGAGGAAGACGACAAGCAAGAUCCCGAAGGCGGCGCCGACAACAUUCCCAACGCCUUCGUCGGAGAAGCACAAUCCCGCGAGGAUGCCAUCGAUCAAGACGGCCCCGAAGCCCAAGAAGACAACGACGACGAGAUUGAAGAAGUCGAUCAUCAACUCGAAUCCGCUCACAUCUCGUCCAUGUCCGACUUGCCUUCCCUCUCUCUCGAUGACGCCAGAGCACUCUACAACACCCACGAGUCCUCUACCCGUAACCUUUCCUUGUUGCUGGCCGAACACCUGCGCUUGCUGCUCACACCCACGCACGCCACAAAGAUGCGUGGUGAUUACCGCACCGGCAAGCGCCUGAACAUCAAACGCAUCAUCCCUUACAUCGCAUCCUCGUACCGCCGCGACAAGAUUUGGAUGCGCCGCUCCGUGCCCUCGAAGCGCCAAUACCAGAUCAUGCUCGCCAUCGACGAUUCGCAGUCGAUGGCAGAGGGUGGAGCUCAAACCCUUGCCUUCGACACUAUGGCCCUCCUCGCUCGUGCCCUCUCCAUCCUCGAAGCCGGCGAAUUGUGCAUCCUCGGUUUCGGUGAGGGUGUCAGCGUCAAAUUGCCUUUCGAGACACCAUUCACAGCCGAAGCUGGCGCGAACGUGAUCAGAGGGUUCAACUUUGAGCAAACGAGGACGAAUGUCAAGACACUUGUUGCUGAGUCGCUUGAGCUGUUCAGGGCGGCUAGACUCAGGGCUCAAGGUGCGAGCUCAGAGUUGUGGCAGUUGCAGUUGAUUGUCAGUGAUGGUGUGUGCGAGGACCACAAUGGUAUCAGGUCGCUGGUUAGGCAAGCGCAUGAAGAGAGGAUUAUGAUGGUAUUCGUCAUUGUUGAUGCCACCGCCACUGCACCCUCUUACUCAGCCGCACCUUCUACUGCUGUUUCAGGCACUGCUACUCCUGCUGCCCUCUCCACCGCUGAUCCUGCUGGAACUCAAGCACAGGCGAAGACAAAGAAGCCGAGCAGUAUCUUGGACCUUCAAACCGCUGAAUUCGUCAAAGAUCCCAAUACUGGAGAGAUGAGCGUGAGGACGGUCAAGUAUUUGGACUCGUUCCCCUUUGGAUAUUAUUUGGUGGUCAGGGAUGUUAGGGAGUUGCCUGGUGUGCUUGCUGGUGCGUUGAGGCAGUGGUUUGCUGAGGUUGUUGAGACUCAGGGAUAG
Molecule: messenger RNA, 14859 nt
Organism: Aureobasidium namibiae CBS 147.97
Lineage: Eukaryota; Fungi; Ascomycota; Dothideomycetes; Dothideales; Saccotheciaceae
Product: midasin
Exons: 2
Coding region: 1-14859 (4952 amino acids)
Biological process (GO): rRNA processing; ribosomal large subunit assembly
Cellular component (GO): preribosome, large subunit precursor; nucleus
Molecular function (GO): ATP binding; ATP hydrolysis activity
Source: RefSeq, a predicted model, not a curated record